AUGGCCAGCAUGAACGAGAGCCGCGAACGCAUUAGACGCGAGAGGGAGAGAGAGAAGAACACGUACACCUCUCCCCGUCUAGCACUCAGGAGAGUUCUGCUGCUCGCCGAAGGCAGGCAGUUCCGGGAGGCGGCCGCUAUCUUGGCCAGGCUCGGGCCUGGCGUGCUGCAAAGCGUCGCAUCAGAACUGCCGAUAGACCUCCUGGUGGAAGCGCUGCCUCAUUCCGCGCAUUUGAUAGAAACUUUAUUAAACAGGUUGAUAUCGUUGGAGAUAACCCCACGGCCGGAGCUGCAAUGCGAGGCGGUCGCGUGGCGGUUGGUGGGUCUUCUGGGUGGAGACCAGGGCUCGGGUCUGCGCGCGAGGACCGCCAGGCUUGCGAACGCCCUCGUCCAGUACACGCCCGAUGCUAGAGAUGCCGUCGAUGCCAGAAGGAGACAGCUAGAUUCCGCCGUCCAAGGUUUGGGCACGCACGGUCUCACUGCGGACUCCUCCGGUACUCUCAUCUCUCUGCACAUCGCAAUGAAGAAUGAGCUGCAGCGACACGUCGAGGUCUUUAAGCAGGCGCUACACAAGCUGGAGGAAUUGUCUCCGGUGACCCUGCACAGCGAUCCGGCGUCCUCCUCCCACCAACGGCUGCUGUCUCUGUCGCACGCUGAUGUCGAGAGACGGCUCAUCGACAACAAGUCUCUCCUCACCGCCAUCGACAAGCCGGCGCUAAGACAGCUGCCUAUACUCGUUUCGGAGUUGGCCGCGAGGGUGGAGAGUGACAAGGCGGUACUGGCCUGCAUCGGCCAGAUAAAGAGGAGUGACCCCACUUUGGACCUAAGUGACACACGGCCGGUGGCUGGAGUGUUGAUGAGUUACUCGCGCGGCUGCGCUGCAGUGCUGGGGCUCAUGUCGGAGGGUGAGGGAGGGGCCGAGAGGGGAGGAGAGGGUACGCCCCGCUCACACACUGACUCCGCGAGUGACGGCUACCACUCAGACAGUGACGACUCCCAGCAGCAUCCUGACAGGAGUGCACUGGUGUCCCAGUACGCAGCAGUCUGGUCGAAGGCCGCUGAGGAGGUACUCCCAGCGUUGGAUGCUCUUGAACAGCUGAAGGCGACUCCGCACCUCAAAUACAAAAUAGUGUUCUCGGUUGCAGUGCUGUCGUUCCGCGCUGCCAUCAGCCUGCGCGAGAGGCGUCUGUCCGAAGUGCGCGCGCUGCUGGGCGCGGAGGAGGAGCAGUCGGCCGCCGCGGCGGGUCUGCUAGCGGCUGCCACACGCGUGUUGCGUACCACCGCUGCCACCUUCCCGCUGGGCGAGGCCGAACGGACGGUCGUUGGACAGGUGGUGGGAACUUUGCGUGAGUACCCCUGCUUGGCUAGUUGCGGCGCGCUGCACUCAUUGGCGGCGGCUGCCUGCCGCGCCGCCUGGGCCCUUGGGCUGCAUUCGCCGCCCCUACGCAUCGACACAGAUUUCACGCCCGUGGUGAUGACGCCGGAGAGGCACGUGCGCGUGAGCGGCAGCUCGCGGCGCUCCGACCUGAUCCGCUCCUUCGUCUGGCCAGCCCUGCUGGACGGGGGCCGCUGCGUGUUCCGCGCGGUUGUCCUCACC
Iphiclides podalirius (scarce swallowtail) is the source of this 1596-nucleotide messenger RNA. Lineage: Eukaryota; Metazoa; Arthropoda; Insecta; Lepidoptera; Papilionidae. The record is from the annotation of a GenBank genome assembly.